AUGCUACGAGAUUACGGCAAUGCCAGUGUCAGUUCCAGCGUUGCAGGCGGUGCAGCGAAGAGAAGCGGUCGCAAUUGCGAUCUGGAGCGGCUGGGACGGCCGCAGGCCAAGAGACUGAAAACAGAGGCGGCAGCGGGGCGCUGCCGGACGCUUGCUGCCGAGCAGAGCUCUGUGAGCAAUGCUGCCGGCGUCGAGUUGCUCACCCCUGCAGCUACGCCGGCGUACGCCGGCGUAGCGGAGACCAUCUCGUCUCCGUACUCUGAGACAGAGGAAUACAUGCUUCGUGGCUACUACGAGGACGACCUUGUAGACAGCAGGGCGAGCAUCGAGUCUGUCCAAUACAAUCUGUACGACAUGACGCCCGAGGAGCUGGAAGGCGCCAGCGAGGGCAACACACAUGAUAACGACCACCAGAUAGGCUAUACAGCGUGGAGCGGAGCACCCGCUGCGGCCACUAACGCGACGGUUUACGAGGAUUCAUACGAUAUAGAUAUGUGA
Molecule: messenger RNA, 498 nt
Organism: Torulaspora globosa
Lineage: Eukaryota; Fungi; Ascomycota; Saccharomycetes; Saccharomycetales; Saccharomycetaceae
Exons: 1
Coding region: 1-498 (165 amino acids)
Source: RefSeq, a predicted model, not a curated record